AUGGUGAUACAGGGAUAUUUGGCAACAGGCAUGAGCCAACGACAAGUGGCACGGUACUUUUGUGUGGGAAGAUCAACAACAUGCAACAUCAUCCGUGAUGCAUCCAAAGUUAUUUGGGAAAUAUUUGGUCCUCUGUUCAUGGCGAAACCCACAACCGAAGACUGGAAAAGAAUUGCUAAGGAAUUCAACAGUCGCUGGGACUUUCCUAAAUGCCUCAGUGCUAUAGACGACAAACACAUACAGAUCGAGAAGCCACGUUUAUCUGGAUCCUUAUACUAUAAAUAUAAGAGGACGUUUAGUGUAGUGUUGUUGGCUGUAGCAGAUGUAGCCUAUAUCCAUUAA
This is a messenger RNA of Scylla paramamosain (green mud crab), 342 nucleotides long. RefSeq lists its product as uncharacterized. NCBI's taxonomy places the organism in Eukaryota, Metazoa, Arthropoda, Malacostraca, Decapoda, Portunidae. The record is from RefSeq and is a predicted model, not a curated record. Bases 1 to 342 code for a protein of 113 amino acids. The transcript has 3 exons.